Messenger RNA from Alosa sapidissima (American shad), 1459 nucleotides. RefSeq lists its product as uncharacterized. Bases 179 to 1021 code for a protein of 280 amino acids. Lineage: Eukaryota; Metazoa; Chordata; Actinopteri; Clupeiformes; Clupeidae. The transcript has 7 exons. The record is from RefSeq and is a predicted model, not a curated record.
UUUUUUUCUCCUGUGGUUGAAUCGUGGCUAACUUCCUCAGCAUCCAGUAGCGCGACAGGGUGGUGUUGUUUGAGACACUUUGCCGUUUUUAAUAUGUCCUCAGAUAAACUGCCACGUAAAUAUUUGACCAACGAUCUUUCUUCGUGUAUGGAUUAGCCAUCUUCUCCAUCUUGCCCACAUGAGUAUGGGCAAGUGGCAUCCCCUCAGCAACCUGCGGAGCUACCUGGAACAUCAUCCCCCUGCAGUGAUCUUCUUCCUGUGUAUGCUCAUGCUGUCUUUGACCUUCAUUGGGAUUGGCUUCUAUACUCAGACCCACAGAGUGAGGAACCCAGAUUUGAAUCCUGACUGGAACGAAUUUCUGGAGACCAUAGCCAAUCUGAAUUACUGUCAGUCUGGAAAUGGAAGCGUUGAAGGGGAACUCGUCCCUGUGCCCAAGGGGAAGGACAGUGGACAGCCAGCAGACUCAGUGGCCAUUGAGCAGCAGUUCCUGAUGGUGCCUUUGCUGUUCAAAGGGAGCGUAGGAGGGGAAACACCUAAUAUCCUCAGUACAACACUUCUGGGGAAACAAUUGGGUUUCAAAGGAGCUGCUGAAAAAGAAGUAUUCAACAUGACCCUGAUCUUCUAUCCUCAUACGCAAACCACUGAUCCAAAACAGGACAGUCUGGCACCACUUACAUGCUUUCAACUGAGAGCACCAGCAGCCAUGCUGUCUAAAUCCCCGAGUCCACCGAAUUGUCCCGUCCGGCAGGAUGUAGCCAUUGAUCAUUUUAACACAAAGGUGUUUCCGACGGGCGUGGAUGUCCCACCUUCAUUACGCUGCCUCAAACUGGUGUUUACUCCUGAUGAACGGUUGACUGCCUUUCUGUCAGAGGAGGACCAAAUCUUGGUAGGGAAACAUUUGUUGUUUGUCAGUGCUGCUCUGUUGGUCAUAUGUGGACUGCUCUGCCUCAGUGCAAGUCUGCCCUGCAGCCGAUCUAGGCGCUACCAUGGAAAUGAUCUUGGUCUCCAAAAGGAUAUGUAAUAUGGGUUUUAAUUCCCAGGAGCCACUGCUGGAGUCCUGACUCCUGUCCACAGUUUGGACAUAGCAUCCAAGAUGGAGCUCAUUCCUAAAAAAAGAGAGAGAACGAUAAAGAUGGAAGAGGAUGAAACGUGAGAGCAAUAUUCCAUCUAGCGAAAGUCCAAAUGUCCAUUUACCAUUCCAUGGCGUUUUGCCAACAUGAUGGACAGCCCGGAUUGGGAAUGGGGAAGGAACGGAAAACUGCUUUUGGACCAAAUACAGCGAAAUGUGGAGGUCCAGCAAUGAGAACAUUUGGAUGUUGGGUCUAUUUCUUGUUUUGAAGAAGAGAAAUCCUGUGUCACUAAUAUCUUCACUCGUCGUACAGAUGUCAGUAAAAAAAAAAAAAAAACCUUUACCUGUGAAAUAAGCCUCACCUGACAAAAAUAAGAGAAAAGCAUCUAA